AUAAGUCGAUACAUCCAAUCCCUUCUUCUUCAUCACCCUAAUUUUGCAGUAAUUGACGAUGGAGGAUUUGCAGAAAACCCUAAUUGAGAAAACUCCGACGGUGAUUUCGACGGUGGUGACGAUAAUGGCGGCGGCGGUUGCGGUUGUGGUGUACUACUUUUACAGGCCGUAUUGGGGGGUGAGGAAGGUUCCAGGCCCGCCGGCGCCGCUGCCGCUGGUGGGGCACCUCCCUCUCCUCGCCAAAUAUGGCCCCAACGUCUUCUCCAUUCUCGCCAAGCAGUACGGCCCCAUUUUCAGAUUCCAGAUGGGCAGACAGCCAUUAGUGAUAGUUGCAGAUGCUGAGCUAUGUCGAGAAGUGGGCAUCAAGAAAUUCAAGCACGUGCCCAAUAGAAGCAUCCCAUCUCCCAUCGCUGCUUCCCUCCUCCAUCAAAAGGGCCUCUUCUUCACUAGGGAUUCUCGAUGGUCCACCAUGCGCAAUACCAUUUUAUCUCUCUACCAGCCAUCCCACCUCGCCAAAUUAAUCCCAUCAAUGCAAAACUACAUCGCCGCCGCCGCCCAAAACCUCGACACCUCCGACAACAUCAUUUUCUCCGAAUUCUCCCUCAAACUCGCCACCGACGUCAUCGGAGACGCCGCCUUCGGCGUCGAUUUCGGCCUAUCCAACCCUAAAACCACCGCCGGCGCCGCCGCAGGCGGCGGCCGCGGCGAUCAGGUCCAGGAAUUCAUCAACCAACACAUAUACUCGACAACUCAGCUGAAAAUGGACCUGUCGGGAUCGUUCUCCAUCAUCCUCGGCCUCCUCGUCCCCAUCCUCCAAGAACCCGUCCGCCAGAUCCUCAAACGAAUCCCCGGCACCAUGGACAGGAAAUUCGACCAGACCAACCAGAACCUGAGCCGCCGGCUCGACCGGAUCGUCGACGAUAGAAUGCAGGACAGGAACAGGGCCGACAAGAAGGAUUUCCUGUCCCUCAUUCUCAGCACCACCCAAUCCGAGACCGCCGCCAAAAAUGUCUUCACUCCCGACUACAUCAGCGCCGUCACCUACGAGCAUUUGCUCGCCGGCUCCGCCACAACCUCCUUUACAUUGUCGACCGUUGUUUAUCUCGUCUCCGGCCAUCCCGACGUCGAAAAUAAAAUGCUUGACGAGAUCGACGCAUUCGGCCCUGCCGACGUAGUUCCCAAUGCGCAUGAUCUUUCGACGAAGUUUCCUUACCUUGAUCAGGUCAUUAAAGAGGCAAUGCGGUUCUACACGGUGUCGCCGUUGGUCGCGAGAGAAACAUCGGCGGAAGUCGAGAUCGGAGGCUAUGUUCUCCCGAAGGGAACAUGGGUGUGGCUAGCUCCCGGCGUUCUUGCGAAGGAUCCGAAGAACUUUCCGGAACCGGAGAAGUUCAGGCCGGAGAGGUUCGAUCCGAACGGCGACGAGGAGAAGCGUAGGCAUCCUUACGCGCACAUUCCGUUCGGGAUAGGCCCGAGAGCGUGCAUUGGUCAGAAAUUCUCGUUGCAAGAAAUCAAGCUGUCGUUGAUCCAUUUGUACCGUCGUUACGUCUUCCGGCGCUCCCCGGAGAUGGAGGACCCGCUUGAGCUCGAUUAUGGCAUCGUGCUUAACUUCAAGCAUGGCGUCAAAGUCCUCGCCGUUAAACGCAAUCAUCAAGCGUAAAAGCUUCGAUGCAUUUUUGGAGAAUUCAAAUGUGAUAAAUAUCAAAAUCCGUUAGCUCAAGCUGUUGUCCGAAAACCAAUCUGUUUACAACAUUCGACAUUUAUAUAUAUAUAUAUAUAUAUUGCGUCGAGGAACUUUCUCUAAUCCCUCGAAAACUUAUCGCCGAGAGGUCGGGAUGUAGGAACUGUACAAGGAUCGACAGCCAUUGAUCUUGUAAGAAACUGAAGUUCGUCCAUCGACUGCCUCAUCACUCGGCAGCUCCUCCGCUUGGCUUUGGUAGCUUCGGUCAAGUUCAUGUAAUUAGGCCUCCGGCCAUUGCUUUUCUCGUCUGUCCUGUCUGAAGCCGUGUUUCCGGAGACAGGAGUUGCAGUCGUGAAGAUUGAAGACGAAACUGAGCUCUCGUCGUGUCUGAAAUCUGAGCUAUAGCUAGAUGACGAUUGAUUCGCCGGCGCGGACACCCUCUUCGUCACGUUUUUCUUAAUUCUCAAUGUACUAGGUUCAGACAACCUAGAGACGCUCCCUUUGGACAUGUCCCGGAAAUUCUUUAAUUCGACGACAUUGUUCAUCUCCAUUAGUCGUGUUUCCCACGGCUUCGCCGCCAUCCAUCGCUCGAGCCAGCUCCACCCCCAGCUGUUCUUGUCGAAUUCGCGACCAUUCGACGUCGAUUUCCCCUGUAAUUUCGGUGAGGCGUCUACGACGAAUUUGAAUUUGAAUUUGAAUUUAGAUUUAUACAAAC
Molecule: messenger RNA, 2393 nt
Organism: Andrographis paniculata
Lineage: Eukaryota; Viridiplantae; Streptophyta; Magnoliopsida; Lamiales; Acanthaceae
Product: cytochrome P450 711A1
Exons: 5
Coding region: 59-1657 (532 amino acids)
Molecular function (GO): heme binding; oxidoreductase activity, acting on paired donors, with incorporation or reduction of molecular oxygen; monooxygenase activity
Source: RefSeq, a predicted model, not a curated record